Messenger RNA from Leptosomus discolor (cuckoo roller), 1645 nucleotides. Lineage: Eukaryota; Metazoa; Chordata; Aves; Leptosomiformes; Leptosomidae. The record is from RefSeq and is a predicted model, not a curated record.
GUUUGAUUUUUCUAUUCUAUCUGGUAUUUUAUGGCUUCCUAGCAGCACUCUUCACAUUCACAAUGUGGGUUAUGCUUCAGACACUGAGCAGUGAUAUACCAAAAUAUCGUGACCGGAUUUCUAGUCCAGGACUUAUGAUUUCACCAAAGCCAGACACUGCAUUGGAAUUUUACUUUAACAAGAGUGAUGCCCAGUCAUAUGCAGAAUAUGUUUCUACACUUAGAAAAUUCCUUGAAUCAUAUGAUGAUUCAAAGCAAUCCCAAAACAUAAACUGUACACCAGGAAGGAUUUUUGAUCAGAAUGAUGUUGCUGUUAAAAAGGCAUGUCGAUUUAACCUCUCUGAGCUUGGACAAUGCUCUGGAAAGGAAGAUAAGACCUUUGGCUAUUCUAAAGGAACUCCCUGCGUGCUUGUGAAAAUGAACAGAAUAAUUGGAUUAAAGCCUGAAGGAGAACCACGUAUAUACUGUACAUCUAAGGAAGAAGGCAUGGUUGAGAUAAAUUAUUUUCCGCCUGAAGGCUUGAUUGAUUUAAUGUACUUCCCAUACUAUGGGAAAAGCUUGCAUGCUCACUAUUUACAGCCUCUAGUGGCUGUUCAACUAGCAAUUAACUCCAACAGUACCAAAGAAGAAAUAGCAAUUGAGUGUAAGAUCCUGGGCUCACCUAAUUUAAAAAAUGAAGAUGACCGUGACAAGUUUCUGGGACGAAUUGCCUUCAAAGUUCAGAUGACUGAAUAGCUGGAGUAAAAAAUUCUCCACAAAGUAAACAUUGUGUUGUCUGUUUUGUAAUUAGCUGGACAUGCCAUUCUAGGAUAUGAGACCACCUUGGAGAAUGUUAAGGUGGUUUAUGGCAUUCAGGGUAGCAUAAUAAUAUGCUUCCAAAUUGUAUGUUUAAAAUCCCUCAAAAUAAAUGCCUAUCCUGCUUCUGCCUGCCCCAUUGGAACAGUGUACAGACUAUAGUUAUGUUAUAGGGACCUGUAAAUAGCUGUUUUCAAACACAUAAUAAUGGUGACCUUUGUCCUGUUCUAAAAUGUGGGUUUAUUGCCCCAAUUGAGUGUCUCAAGCUUCAUGUGCUGUGCUAUGUAAAUAUUGUACUGAUUUAACACUGGUUUAACUGUCAUAUCUCAAUGCUGACACAGUUAUAGGGAUAAAUAAUAAAUGGUACCUGAUUGACAUAGUGAUUUUUUUUGUAAGAGCAAACACCUCCAAUGUAAAUUGUGUGUAUGGGAGUGGGUGGAUGGCUGGCUGUGUAGAGAUGCCUUAAAUUGUAGACUGUGUGGCGUGGGAGAAUUGAAAUGGAUUUUAAAAGUUGGUAUGGAUUUCUGAAAGUAAGUGCUCAACUUGUACUCUCUUGUGCUUGUCACUGUGCAAGUAUUGUGUACAUGUAAUACUUGGUAUAGAGUUUGGUAUUCUAGCUGAGGAAUUGAAUCUGUCUUCGUGUUGUUAAUUGCUUGCGAUAUGUGGAGCACAAAUAAAAUCUAUACAAUAUUUUAAAAAUUUUUAGUUCAGAAAUAUCAAUAUACAACAAUUUAAAUUGUUUAGAAUCCUGCUAACAGUUGUACAACAGAGCUGCUUGAAAGAAAUGGCCUCACUAUUGUGGGAAUAGGCUUUCAUUUUCCAAUUAAAAAAUCUGAAGAACCUCUGUUUAA